Molecule: messenger RNA, 1932 nt
Organism: Aspergillus pseudoviridinutans
Lineage: Eukaryota; Fungi; Ascomycota; Eurotiomycetes; Eurotiales; Aspergillaceae
Product: putative FAD monooxygenase
Exons: 5
Coding region: 1-1932 (643 amino acids)
Molecular function (GO): FAD binding
Source: RefSeq, a predicted model, not a curated record
AUGGGCGACCACCUUCGCGUAGACGUUCUUAUUCUGGGUGCGGGACCAGCAGGUUUGAUGGCUGCCGCAUGGAUGGCUGUGACUGGGGUUCGAACACUGUUGGUGGAACGCAGGCCGCAAGGGACGCAGGACGGUCGCGCAGAUGGACUAGAAAGCCGGACAUUGGAGAUCUUGGACAGCUUCGGACUUGCCAAUGACAUCUGGGCUGAAGCGAAUCACACGGUCGAGCUUGCGUUGUGGUGUGAUUCGGUUGAAGGGGUCCUCCGAAGAGAGGAGAUCUCUGCAAAUACUGAGCCUGGAUGGUCCAGGUUCUAUGAAUCUACCCUCCGGCAGGGGAGGGUCGAGGAGCACUUGUUGAACUUUGUGCAGUCGGCGAAACACGUCGACAUCAGACGAGCGACAAUUCCCACGACCUUGGAUAUUGACUAUAGUACCAUUGAGGAUCACGCAACCUAUCCAAUCCGCGUGACACUGGACAAAGUUUCUCCAACUGAUUUUGUCAAGCCAAUGAAUUCAAUGUCCGGCGGCGAAGCGAGCUCUCCGAGCAGCGAGGGCAGCGAGACCAGCGUGACGUCUUCUACAGCUGACUCGGCAAUCGCGGGAUUGGACACCGUCGUUGAAGCCAAGUAUGUUUUGGGAUGCGAUGGAGCUCAUAGCUGGCUCCGCAAACAACUCGGCAUCCGAUUGGAAGGACAAUGCUCUGAUUACCAGUGGGGUGUAGUGGAUUUCAUUCCCAUCACAAACUUCCGUUCGGAUAUACGCAAAAGAUGCAUUGUUAAAUCCAAAUACGGAACACUGAUGGUGGUCCCGCGCGAGAAGCGCCUGGUACGGAUAUACAGCGAGCUGUCACCGAUAGCUUCUGCCCAAUACGCGAUUCAGCAAACUCCCGAGGUCAUCAUGGAUCGCAUCGCGGAGGUCAUGCAGCCAUAUAUGAUAAAAACAAACCGGAUCGACUGGCACACGACUUACAAGGUUAGCCAGCGGAUAUGCUCAAAGGUCUCAGUCCACAACCGUCUCUUCCUUGCUGGCGAUGCAGUUCACACCCACUCGCCGAAAGCAGGUCAAGGAAUGAACAUCAGCAUGCAGGACACAUACAAUCUGGGCUGGAAACUCGCUGCCGUGGCUCGUGGCGCCUCGCCGCCGGAUAUUCUAGCCACAUAUGCGCAAGAGAGACUUCCCAUCGCAGAACGACUUAUCCAGCUGGAUCAGCGCCUUUGCUGUGGCAUGUGCAGUAUGUCUCGCGGGAGGUUCGACGAGGACCAUAAGCGCGCUAUUCAAGAGGAGAAUACUUCGUUCUCGGGGCUCACCGCAACAUACCAAACAAAUUUACUCAUUAGCCCGUCGUCCGAAGCUGGAGGCUCGAAAGGUCCCUCCUUUUGCAGCAGGCCGUCUCUAGCCAAGGCUAUCAGGCUGGGAGCCCGGAUCCCCAGCAAACUGGUCCUGAAUCAGAGCGAUUCGCAAGCCUGCCAUCUACAACAACGCUUUUCCAGUACCGGGCAAUUGAAUCUGAUCAUUUUCGGGGUCGAUAUUUCUAAGAAUGAACAGAUGAUUCGCGUCAAUCGCUUAGCAGAAGCGCUCUAUCACCCGGCCUCAUACUUUCAGCAACUGAACAAGGCCAGCAGGCGAAGAGGCGGCGUCGGUUUGGUGGGAGUAUACCUGGUACAUUCCGCAAACAGAAACAGGAUCGAUCUUUUCUGUUUGCCGGAGAUUUUCCGUCCUUGUCUCGAGGACGGAAGUAUAGACUAUACCAAAGUAUUGGCGGAUAAUGAAUCGUACCACCAUUCUGGUGGAGGGGAACUGUAUACGUCCUUUGGCAUAGACCCAGAAGGGUGUAUGGUUCUAUUGCGACCUGAUCAACAUCUCGCCUUUUUGUCUAGUUUAGACGAUGUGCACGGCAUGGAAGGCUUUUUGCGUUCAUUUACUUGCCUGUGA